CUGGUGGCACUCAACAGCCCCCAGCCCGGCGGCAUGCGUGGCAUCCGCGGCGCGGACUUCCAGUGCUUUCAGCAGGCGCGCGCCGCGGGGCUGGCGGGCACCUUCCGCGCCUUCCUGUCCUCGCGGCUGCAGGAUCUGUCCAGCAUCGUGCGGCGCGCCGACCGCUCGGCCGUGCCCAUCGUUAACCUCAGGGACGAGGCGCUGUUCCCCAGCUGGGAGGCCUUGUUCUCCGGCUCCGAGGGCCAGAUGAAGCCCGGGGCCCGCAUCUUCUCUUUCGACGGCAGAGAUGUCCUGCAGGAUCCUGCCUGGCCCCAGAAGAGCGUGUGGCACGGCUCGGACCCCAGCGGACGCCGCCUGACGGACAGCUACUGCGAGACGUGGCGGACGGAGGACGCGGCGGCCACCGGCCAGGCCGCCUCCCUGCUGACCGGCCGGCUGCUGGCGCAGAAGGCCGCGAGCUGCCACAGCGCCUUCGUCGUGCUCUGCAUCGAGAACAGCUUCAUGACCUCCUCCUCCAAGUAGGG
Messenger RNA from Suricata suricatta (meerkat), 524 nucleotides. RefSeq names its product collagen alpha-1(XVIII) chain-like. The transcript has 3 exons. The annotation marks the transcript as partial. Lineage: Eukaryota; Metazoa; Chordata; Mammalia; Carnivora; Herpestidae. The record is from RefSeq and is a predicted model, not a curated record.